Molecule: messenger RNA, 2050 nt
Organism: Cydia strobilella
Lineage: Eukaryota; Metazoa; Arthropoda; Insecta; Lepidoptera; Tortricidae
Gene: Shc
Product: SHC-transforming protein 2
Exons: 8
Coding region: 218-1435 (405 amino acids)
Biological process (GO): intracellular signal transduction; cell surface receptor protein tyrosine kinase signaling pathway
Cellular component (GO): plasma membrane
Molecular function (GO): receptor tyrosine kinase binding
Source: RefSeq, a predicted model, not a curated record
UGUACAAUGUACACGCUUUAAAUUGAUCAUAGCAAAUUCCUAAUAAAGUAUUGAAUUUAAAUUGUUAUGCGUGAGCUGUUUCGCCAGCGACAAGUGCAGCGCCGUCUAUGAAUUAAUGGUUUGAAUAAUAAUGAAAGCGUAUUUAAAAUAACUUAGAGUAGGCGAAGUGUGAAGAGUUUGUUGUGGCUGGUGUGAGUGUUUUGAAAUUGUGUUGGAGAUGGCGGAAAACGGUGCGUUUGUGGCCAAGCCGGUCCGUGGUUGGAUCCACCCGGACUCCGUGCUAGCGAGCGACGGCAUAACAUAUGCGGUCAGGUACAUUGGGUGCAUGGAGGUGCUGACUUCUAUGAAAAAGCUGGAUUUUGAGACCAGAUCUCAAGUAGCAAAAGAAUGCAUAGCCCGAGUUUGUGCAGCAGCAGGCUUAAGAUCAGCAGACAAAAAGCGCCGAGUUGGCCAAGCUGCAGCACGAGCUUUAGCGGCAAAGCCCCGCAUGGCUCAUUCCGGAGCCAAUGUGGCCCUCACCAUCUCAUCCAAAGCCAUAAGUCUAGCAGCACUUGAAGGCCACGAGACAGUAGCCAGACAUGAGAUGCCAAGAGUGUCAUUUGCGUCUGGUGGUGACGCAGACUCUUUAGACUUUGUAGCAUAUGUAGCCAAAUCAGCACCACCUUCAGAAUGGAGAGCAUGCUAUGUGUUAGAAUGUGGUGGGAGACUAGCCCAGGAUGUCAUUGCUACCAUUGGACAAGCUUUUGAACUCCGCUUCAAGGAAUUUUUAACAAAACCUUCUUCCCUAAACCUAAACGGCUCCCGGCCGCUAGAGGACCGCGAGUACUACAACGACAUGCCGGACAAGAUGCCGCCGGAGCCGCCGUCCCACCGCCACCCGCCGCCGCCGCCGCUGCAACCCAUUCCGCCAAUAUCCUCGUGUGAAGAGAGCGUCCGGCACUACGUGAACCAGACGCCGCCGCCGCGCACGCCGCCGACGGCGCUGCUGCCCAACCAUCACACCGAUAUUUUUGACAUGCAACCGUUCACCGCGGCGCCCUCCCCGGCGCCCACCUCCGCGCCGGCGCCCCCCGGCGCGGCCUGCGCGGAGCCCGAGCCCCUCCCGGCCGCCGCGCAGGCCGCGCUGCUGGCGCGCGAGCCCUGGUUCCACGGGCCCAUCGCACGGAGCACUGCUGAAAAGCUGGUGACGGCGGACGGCGAGUUCCUAGUGCGGGAGUCGGCGGGCAGCGCGGGGCAGUUCGUGCUCACCGGCGCCCGGCGCGGCGCGCACAAGCAUCUGCUGCUCGUCGACCCCAACGGCGUGGUGCGAACAAAAGACCGCGUGUUCGAGAGCGUGCCGCACCUGAUCAAGUACCACUGCGCCAACGAGCUGCCCAUCGUGUCGGCCGACUCGGCGCUGCUGCUGCGCAAGCCGGUCGUCCGCGCCGACUCCUGAGGCCGCCGCACACCUGCACGCCCCGACCAGUCCGACCACCAGGUCAACGUGUGAAUUUACACCUCUAUUCACAAGAGCUCCCACGAAUGGAACGAAUGAGUGAAUGAUCAGUGUGUACGACAUAGGGAAUGCAAUAACCGGCCAAACUUCAUAACCGGUUUCGGUUACAGUUAUGCCCAAAAAUAAACCGAUAAUCGGUUACGGUUAUAACCGAUCGUGUAUACCGAUACAUGUGUCACUCGUACAAUGAAAAUAUCGUUCAUUCCAUUCGUGCCAGCUUAGUGCAACGACCUGUACCUACCACCCAACGGCCAACGAGGGGAAACUACAGAAUGUAACCGUGUGAAUAUUGAGAAUGAAAAGUCUGCAGUCGAGUUGAAAUCACCUUGAUGCUUACGUAAGGCGUAAUAAGUGUAAUAACAGAAUAUACUUAUAUAUAUAUUGAGACGCGUAAAGUAGUGCAGUUUUAAUUGAUAACAGAUGUAGAUGACGCCGUACGGCUCAAUACAUUAUGUAGUUAUCAUGUGAUAACGUUUGACAAUUCGGUUACCAAAAAACGUAUGCCGCCAUACUUCACGCAUCUCAUGCCCACUUGCACCAUUCCACUAACCCGGG